Aspergillus chevalieri is the source of this 1203-nucleotide messenger RNA. Its product is annotated as TauD/TfdA family dioxygenase. Lineage: Eukaryota; Fungi; Ascomycota; Eurotiomycetes; Eurotiales; Aspergillaceae. The transcript has 4 exons. The coding region runs from base 1 to 1203 and encodes 400 amino acids. Gene Ontology annotation, molecular function: oxidoreductase activity. The record is from RefSeq and is a predicted model, not a curated record.
AUGACUGAUUCAUAUCCGAACAGACAUCCUGACAUUGGGUAUAUGCCUGACUAUGAUAAGUAUCUGACGCGCGGCAAGCGCAGACAAGAAACCGAGAAGCUCGAUGAGCACCUCCCCGAGGGCUUUCCUUCCAGUCUGUCUGGCGAUCUUGUUUGGGACGCCAGUACUUUAGCCAACAGGUAUAACUGGAAUUACCAUCUCACUGCCGAAGACCUCGAUGAGAUCAACAAUGCUCUUCGACACUUCAAGUCGUUAAACAAACCAAUGGGCGAGCUCUCCCCAGACACGUUUCCCUUGCCCCAGUUGCAUGCUGCGCUGCGCGGAAUCUCAAACGAGGUCCAUAACGGCUACGGUUUCAAAGUUAUUCGUGGUCUUCCCGUGGACAACUACACCCGCGAAGAGAACGUUAUAAUUUACACGGGCCUUUCAUCACAUGUCGCACCUAUUCGUGGUCGUCAAGACAACAAAUGGCAAGGCAAGCCAGCUGAUGUCAUUGUUGCCCAUGUUAAGGAUCUGAGUCAGUCAUGCAAUUCUAAGGACAUCCCUGGUCCUGUGGUAACCGCCGACAAACAAGUGUUUCACACUGAUGCUGGAGAUGUUAUUGCCCUAUUCUGUCUGAACGAAGGUGAAACGGGUGGUGAGAGCUAUAUUGCGAGUACCUGCCAUGUUUACAACGUACUUGCUGCUACGCGCCCUGAUUUGAUCAAGACUCUCUCCGAGCCUUGGCCUUUUGACGAUUUCGCGCCGACUGGUGACGUGUACAAGCUGCGACCCCUACUGUACUACCAGCCUGCUACCCAGACCGACCCCGAGCGACUUAUCAUCCAAUACUCGCGAAGAAACUUGACUGGCUAUUUGGAUUGCAAGCGGUCGGCCAAUAUUCCGCCGCUUACCGAAGCCCAAGCAGAGGCCCUAGAUGCCGUUCAUUUUACCGCCGAGAAACACGCUAUUUCGCUGGACUUUCACAAAGGCGACAUCCAGUUUGCCAAUAACUUGAGCAUUCUACACGCCAGAGGAGCAUUUACUGAUUCCAGUGCGAAGCGACGUCACCUUCUCCGACUUUGGCUGCGGGAUCCUGAGUAUGAGUGGACGAAGACCAAAGGCCUGAAGGAGCGAUUUGAUCGGGUCUAUGCAGGCGUGACGGUUGAGAACUCGGUGUUCCCACUGGAAGCCACCAUCCGCAGUAGCAACGUGGCUACAUAG